AUGCCACAUACACUGACAUUGUAGUGCCGAAGCCCUCAGAGUGGGUCAGGCAUGGAGAGAGACGGCAGUAAUGCGUGAGUCCAGUGUUUUUACUCCUUUGUGACGGUCGGGAAAAACCAGCCUCACCAAACCCUGGAGCUGAAGGCAGAGUAAGCCCACAUAUUAGAUGCGAAAAUGCUUUUACUGACAUCUCUGCUGUUGCUGCAACUCUCCUGGGUAUCGCUGCACAACGCCGCGCAAGCUGUAGCGGAGAUUUGCCGGGGGACGCACUGCUAUGGCGGAGACACCGGUGAUCCAAGACCGUGCACCGGGGCGCACUGUCCAGGGAGCCGAUCUUCCAGACCCCCGCGGCAGUUUAACCCGUCAACGCAGGGGAAAACGGCUCAUGUAGCCGCCAGCCAACACCGCGUGUACCCGAGCUCUCCAAGAGCGGCAUCGGAGACUUUUCCAGGUGCCCAGCUGCUACUGCGCGGGCGGCACAGCGACGGCAGCACUCGGAGGAGUGCGCCUGAAGUUUUACCUGCAGGAUGCACCGAUGCGGAGUGCGCUGUUCAUGUGAAACAAUUUCAACCCAGCAAUGACACCCGAGACUGUAAAGGGAUCGAGUGCAGACUGCCACUGAGGAUACGGCCAAAAGCUCGAGCAGUGGCUUGUGUGGGAGAAGGAUGUCUGGCCGGUUCAGAGGAGAGCGUGCCUCCUGUACAUCUGUCGGACAGAGCCUCGCAGUUUCUGGGGGAUUUUCCGGAGUUUGAAUAUCCAUCGUCGGAACUUGGCGCAGCGCCUUUAGGUGUCCAGCUCACAUGUGAUAUCAAGCCAGGGGAGAAUGAAGUUCCUUCAGAAGAUGCCCUCAUCUUGCACCUCCAGCUGUCCAAGGGGCAGGAGAAGCUUGUGGAGGCCCUGAGAGCCCAGCAGAUUAUCAUCCGCGAUCUGCAGCAGAAGCUCGCUGACCAACAGGAGGCCCUGCUGUCGCAGCAGCGUGAGAUCCUGCAGCAGCAGCAGCGAAUGUAUGAGCAAAUGGAUGUGGUGAAGGCCCAGUACGGUCUUCUCUCAGACACCUUCAAACAGGUUUCCUUCCAGGGCCUGAAGGGUGAGCUGCAGAGCUACUUCGAGAGCCAGCUGGCUGGACUGCAAAGCCAAGCCCGCAGCCACCUGCAGAAAUCCUACGCCGUCCACAAAGUGGACAUCAACUCUAAGGUGAUGGAUGUGGUCGGGGAGGCUCACUUUCCUCAGCCUCUCCUGGGAUGCCCUUCACCCUGUGGAUCAGAGGAGUACUGUGACUUUCAAAAGGACCCACCUCGGUGUGAAAAGUGCACCAUGUGUCCACCAGGUUUCUUCCUCAUCUCGCAGUGCUCUCCAACUGCGGACAGAAUGUGCCAGGACAGAGACGAAUGCCUUGAAUUACCAAAUAUUUGUGGAGAGCGGGUGAAGUGCCUUAAUACUCCAGGGGGAUUCAGGUGUCUGGGCAUUUCUGAGAGAGAUGCAAUAAUGGGCUUGUGCGGUCAUGAAUAUUUCUACAACCAGGAGCUGCAGGAGUGCCAAGCCUGCUCUGACUGUGAUGGAGAGCCUGUUACCGUUCCCUGUACAGCAGUCAGUGACACCAUCUGUGGCCAGCUUUCGGAGACCCGGCUCUCUGAGUCUUGGAUGGCGAAUGUGGCAGUUCCCCCCGCCAGGUCAUCUGGCACCCACAUCUUUCCUGGGCUUCAGCUAAACAUACGAAGCAAAGAAAAAAGCGAUUUGCUGUCCAACCAGUUGGGCCAGUUGACCUUCCAGCAGCACGGGCUGGUGUGGUUGGAUCAUAACUUUGCAAUUAAGCACAGUUGCAGGAACUUCCUCCAGUUGGGGAUGAGGCUAAAUGGGAGCCAGGAAGAGGAGGGUAAGGACCUCAGCGGUGUUCGCAUCGAACAACCGGAUGGGAAGUAUUUCCAGGGGGUCAGCGUCAGUACCGGGGUGGAGGUGGAGCCUAACCACACCUUCACACUGCUGUUGAGGAGUCCAAAUCAACACUGCAAUCAGAGCAAAGAUCUUCACGUGUACGAUGCCGCAGGGCCCUCUUUGAGUCUGCUCUGGUUGUCUCAUGAUACUGGUGCUGUAGCUAUGACAGCUCAGAUGUCCCUACUGAUGCACUACCAGACCAGCUACCGCCCAACUUUCCGCAUAACCUCAGUUUCAGACCCCUACAUGAUCAGCCUGACUCAUGACAACCGUGGGGUGCGCUUCACCGAGCGCGGAGUGGUCAAGUUUGUCCUUCAGCAAGCGUUUUACUCCAUGGGGCACACCUGCAUUCGAGAGGGUUUCUCCUUGAUUGCCUAUAUUAACCGCAACGGAACUGGCCAAGAGGUGAUGCAGAAUUUUAAGACUGGUGUUAAUUACAGGGACACUUCCAUUACACUCUCUGGUGCUGUGAGCGUGGACAGUGGAGACAUGCUCAACUUCGAGAUCACAUCCCCGUCUCAGUGCAACGUCCGCUAUUUUGGGGACAGCACUGGAAUCAGUAUUUUGAGUCUCAUCUGGAUUCCUUCAGCAGUGUCGUCAGCCUUUACAGCUACUGUGUCCAGGACCGGUCUUCCCUUUGGAGCGGUGAGGAAUAAACCUCUAUUGUUCCAGCAGAUCAGCCCAGAUACACCGCAGGUCCACUUGGCCCGCUCUGGGGAGCCAAACAGCCGGAAGAACUUUAUAUUCCGCGAGAAAGGAACAGUGAACAUAGCUCUCAACCUCAAGCUGAUCCACUCUUGUAAUAUAGUUAAACUCACUCUGCAGCGGGUAGGGGGUCAGGGCAAGCAGGCUGGUCCUGUGGCUCAGCAGGUGUCAGGAUCUAUGCCUGAAGGAAGCGAGUGGGCCAGUGUAGGGCUGAGAGCCUCAUUUCAGGUCCAGAAUGGCACGGCUCUGUACGUCACGCUGGACUGUAUCCGUGGACGAAUUAACCAGAUAGCACACGAGGGCGGCACUAACAUUUCAAUUCUCUGGGUGGCAGUGUGAUCCAAGAAGGGGCUGAGCUUUUCUCAUCAGUACAUUUUGUGGAAAAAGACAGUUUUGCACAUGUUGAAUUGCAGAGCAGUUUCAAAAUUCACCAAAGGACGAAUACGGGCUGAUAAAAUGUAGUCUUCUUUUCCACAUAUCCUCUCACAUUAUCUUUAAUGUAUAUUUCUGCACCUGUAUAUACGUUUAUGAUUAUUUUUUUUGUAGGGUGUAACACUUAGAUGCUAAAAGUACUGCUUUUUGCUUGAAGUACUUCGGCUGGUUGAGCAGUGACCAAUUCUACAUCAAAUGUCUGAAUGUGUGAGUGUGUGUGUGUCUGUAUGUGUAAAUGGUGUGCAUACUUGGAAAUGGUGCUUAUGUAUGUCUGUGCGUAUGUACACACACAUUGGCAUGUCUACUUUUGCAUAUGAAUCAUUUAAUAUGUAUAUAUUAAUACUUAACAUCCAUAUUGUAUUAAACCUUUUUGUAUUGAAUUAUGAGGUUGUUAAAGCAGUAUUUUAACAUUUUGGGAAAUGCAGUGAACCAUUUUCUGGAGGACAGUUUCAUGAGUGGACCAGUGCAAACCUAGUGAUUAGUUAGCACAAAAACUGCAAACAGGGGAAACAGGUGACCUGGUUUUAGCCAAUAGUAUGGAAAUUUAUUAGCAUCUCUAAUACAAAUCAGCAUUUAACCCAAGGAACAUUCCCUGCUUCAUCCAUCUGUGUCUACAAGGCAUAACCUUAUUAUAUUCAGUAGUGAUUCCAGUUAGAGUGUAGUUCUUUGAAGUCCAGCUGAAGCACGUGUAGUUGCAUUUGUAGUUUAUCUCUUGUAGUGUAAUGUCUCUGUGGACUAGCUGAAAAGCAGAUAUCCACACAGAACCUUGCAUUCAGUGUCUAAUAACAAAAUUUAUAGAAUUUAUACACAAUAUGUCUGUGUAGGUUCUCAGUCGUCGAGGUCAUGGUAGUCUUAAGUGCUUGAAGUGAACUAGCUCAUGAAUGAGGUUUUACCUGUCAUCCAUUAUCUCUAUCUGUAACAAGUUAGUGAUGGGGGGGGUUCAGCAGCCCAUAGGACCACAACUGCAGCAGUUAAAUAUCUGUGACUCUCCAUCAGUUUUUAGAACCGACUAAGCCACUUGGAUGAAAGGUAACAUGUCUUCUUUCAUCAGAAAGAAGUCAUGUUGCCUUUAUUUCAAGCACUUUAGGCAUUCUAGCCAGGUGAACCUUUGCAUCCUCACAGAUACAGAAACUGUAACACCUUUAACCUAUCAAAUGUGUUAAGUCACAGCAUUGCGUCGUAGGGUACCCACAUUUUGGCAGUGCUCUAGGCUAGCACAGAAAACCUGGAAGCAUAUAAAUACACUUCAGUUCCAACUAAAAUGCAGGCUGGGGAGGUGUAUGUUCUUGGCUUUGAUUGGUAGCUUCUUGGCUUGUUGAACUCACUAGUCAAAAUCACUUGGCAAAUGCUCAGAGUUAGGAAAUAAUCCCUCAUAAAGCAGCUAAAUUACACAUUAGCUUUUGCUGAGACUGUUAAGAUGGAUGUAGUCACCUUGACAUCAUCAACUGAACUUUUUACCUCUUGUUUCGUAGUCUUUUUUUAGCGUCUUGGCACCAUUGUGGUGGAGAAGUCUGGUUCAGUCCCUUCUAGCUAGCAGAGAUAAACAGCUAAUAGCUACAGCUGCCUGUGUUGGCAUUCACCUGUAGCAAUUCAGUCAGCAUUACACAGAUAUCAUGAAGGGGCACCAACUUAGGAUGUUAUUAGUCUGUUUAAAGGACAUCAAAGAAAACCAGUUUUUGCAUCAGGCUGUGAACAUCUCUACUGUGAAUAUGUGUUUUAAGUAGGGAGUUGAAGCUAGCCUCGAGGCUAAUUUGAGGACCUGGAGUUUCUGGCACUUCUACAGUAGCUUCAUUUUUUUCAGCCCUUGACGGCUCUGCUUUUUUGUUGUACAGAUUAAACAAACACAAUUUAACUUGUAAAUCGUUGAGCUUUGACAAUACUGGCAGGCUGUUUUUUUUUAAACUACUGCUCAAAACCAAGCCAGCUGUUUCCCUCUGUUUCAUUCUCUGUGUGUAGCUAAACUAAGCUAAUUUCAUAGAUAACACACCGAUAUGAGAAUGCUAUCAUUGUUCUCAUCUAACUUCCUUUCAAAAUAUGGUAAUUUGCUGAAAUAUAUAAAAACUAGUCUCACCAAAUCUAUUGUAGUACCAUUUAAAAGAGCAGGGAUUUAAAAAAAAAUGUUGUUUUUGGUAUUUAUUUUAUGAAGCAGGACCUUUGUAUUCUGCUGUGGAAUGCAUAUGAGUUGUCAGGUAUGAUAAAACAGUAAAAAUAUGUAUAGUAUGGAGUAAAGCACUGAGUAGACAUGUAGUGAUAGUGUCUGCUUGUACACAUAUAGUUUUGCGUAGUAUUAUGGAAUAUGCAAACAUCUUCCUUUGUUAUUCUUUUGCCUAAACGCUGUUCCUCUGUAAAGAGCUGCCCAUGCAUAUCCCUCCUAAUUGCCUCUGUGUGUGUUCUGUCCUCUGAACAAUUAGGCAUAAUUAAGUGUUUCAGAGAGCUGGCAGCAAAGGCGCCGCUGAAAUUCUUCACCUUUUUUCUCACUUCUUUGCACGCGGUGAUACUUUUGAGGUGCUUUUAGACUCCCUGCAAGCUUCUUGUGGAACGUCAGUGUAUUUACAGUAUUCUGGUUCAACACCAAAUAAAAUAUACAUAUAUUUUGCCAUAAAAGGAAUUUCUUUUUUCUUUUGAAAAAAAAACCUGUUACUUUGCUGGCUUUAUUCCAAAAAUAUCGACUUGUGGAUGAAAAACAGUUUCACUGCUAAUCCUCACCAGACGAGAAAGGUAUUUUACAGAGUUAUUGGAUCAUUGUAGUAUAUGUGUAUGCGUAAUGUGCCUCUAAGGAUUCCUGUGUAGCCACAUCAUUGGACCUCUAAUGUGACCUUUAUUCUAUCAUCCCGAGAGUGAUUUUAUAUUUUGGAACCACGUAUCAUGACAAUCAACAUUUCACAGUGAACAGCUAUCAAUUUCCAUUAAAUUGGCGGGUAAAAGUUUGACCUUUUGACAGUGUUCACUCAGCUCAACCUCAAACAUACUGAAACUAUUUUUAAAGCAGCCUUAUUCGGCAGCAAAGGUGCCAAAAUACCUGGAAAAUCAUACACUGUAUUUUCCUCACAAUUGGUCUUAAUCAACUUCAUAUUAUUCUUCCAUCUAUUCCACCUAUAGAAGGCCUUCUUUAAGUUCUUUGGCUUAAAUUUAACAAAUAGCCUAUGAGUCAAAGAAGGGAGAGAGCAAGAGACAGGGGUGAGGGUGAGGGGGAGUCUGCAUGCGAGAAACAAUCAAAUGUUUCUGUCGGCUGCCUGAAUUGGAAACAGGUGUUUUGGUGCAGCACUGCUCCAGAUGUUUGACGCUGUAGAUCAAAUGAGACUCUCGGCACAUGAAGAGUUUCAGAGACAUCAGAGAGAGAAACAGGGACAGAGAAACAGAACAGGAAAGGGAAAACACAAAGGAGAGAGAGCUAUGUGUGUGUAUUAAAAAACCCAAACUUUAAAGCUCUUCCAGUUCUAUAUUAGCAAUGAAUUAAAAAAGUACGAAGUGAUGAAACUCUUGUUCCCUAUAUUGCUUAUUUUUGUUCCUCAUAGAAUUGUGUUUUUGUGGUUUUGUUUUCACUGUAGCGCUAAAAAAUUCCCCUUCAAUCAACUUCCAGGGGUCGAUGGAUAAAAAGCUCUGACAAACCCACUUUAUGGUACCUUUCUGGACCAAAUGGAAGGCAGAGAAAUUUAGCGAUUAGCUGGGGAAGCUGCUAAAUCAAGUAAAGAGGCAGAUUUUUUCCCCUUGAAUGGAUAGGAGUUAAAAAACUAAGACUAUAGGCUUACAUUCAUCAAGAGUCCAGAUUGUGGGAGAUGGCACAGUGAUUGUUGUGAGACUUAAUGCCCAAAGGUGAUCCAUCACAGUAGCACUUAAAUAUGAAGUUUGGCCAACAGUUUAGGAACUACCUGCACCACAGUCUAUGCGCAGCAGGCAUUUUUUCCUUUAUUAGAGGAAUUAUGUGACUUGGAUAUCAAUUCUGUGAUCAUUAAUACAAUAUUAUCAUAUUGUUUGCUAACCCCCAGCAAGGCUGAAUCUAAAAUAAAUAAAUAAAUAAGCUGUA
Messenger RNA from Oreochromis aureus, 7093 nucleotides. RefSeq lists its product as uncharacterized. The record is from RefSeq and is a predicted model, not a curated record. The transcript is spliced from 5 exons. Gene Ontology annotation, molecular function: protein binding; calcium ion binding. Lineage: Eukaryota; Metazoa; Chordata; Actinopteri; Cichliformes; Cichlidae. The coding region runs from base 175 to 2976 and encodes 933 amino acids.